CGGCUGUUCCCUGUCCCGCCCCUCCGGCGGUUCCGGCUCCGGGUGAGCGCGGCACCAUGACGGGCCGCGGGUCGCCCAGCCGGUUCCUCACCGCCGUCCUGCACAACGGCGUGGGUCGGUACGUGCGGCAGCUCCAGCGCCUGCAGUUCCUCUUCAGCCCCACCGCAGCCGACGCCCGCGGCGCCAGGCAAUUCGUAGAGGAGGCAGCACAGGACUUCGCUCGGCAGCACCCCGAUGUUGUUCUCUACGUGAGCCCCGGCUCGGGCACGGCCCCGCUGGUGCGGGCUGAGUACUUGAACGGGACAGUGCGGGAGGAGCUCAUCGCCAGCAAGACAAGCGAGGAGAUCGUGCAGCUGGUCACGAAGCUGGCCAACCAGUCCGGCCUGGACAUCAUCCGCAUCCGCAAGCCCUUCCACACUGACAAUCCCAGUGUCCAGGGCCAGUGGCACCCCCUCACCAACAAACCCUCCAUCCUCACUGUCCAGGGCCCACGCCUGCAGCCCCAAUAAAGCCUCUUCCACCCGCA
Molecule: messenger RNA, 526 nt
Organism: Chiroxiphia lanceolata (lance-tailed manakin)
Lineage: Eukaryota; Metazoa; Chordata; Aves; Passeriformes; Pipridae
Gene: MRPL43
Product: mitochondrial ribosomal protein L43
Exons: 3
Coding region: 57-509 (150 amino acids)
Biological process (GO): mitochondrial translation
Cellular component (GO): mitochondrial large ribosomal subunit
Molecular function (GO): structural constituent of ribosome
Source: RefSeq, a predicted model, not a curated record